This is a messenger RNA of Aspergillus ochraceoroseus IBT 24754, 849 nucleotides long. Its product is annotated as LYR motif-containing protein. The transcript is spliced from 3 exons. NCBI's taxonomy places the organism in Eukaryota, Fungi, Ascomycota, Eurotiomycetes, Eurotiales, Aspergillaceae. Bases 1 to 849 code for a protein of 282 amino acids. The record is from RefSeq and is a predicted model, not a curated record.
AUGCAUAAAGUGGUCGCCCCCAAAUUCUCCUCCAUUCACGGUUUUGCCUGCCGGGCACUUUAUCGCGCACUUCUUCGACAAUGUAACAAGUUACCAAGCACCGCACCCACGCUUGUUGCGGUCACACCGCAUGUUCGCGACAGGUUUCGGAGAUAUAAAAAUCUUCAAAGUCCAUCUCAAACUGCCAACGCCUUGAAGGCUGGGUAUGAGGCCCUCGACUUGCUGCACUCAGCAUCGCAAGGGAAUCAAGGAAAUUCCCAGCUAAUUAGAACAAUACUUGCCGAAUCGCAAUCAAUAAAAGAACAGAAAUCUAAGAUGCAAAUGGUUUUGGAGGAACGGUCUCGCGCUGCAAAGAAAGCAAGGAAGCCGUCAGAGAAGGAAAAGAAGAGGGAAGAAUCCCGGCGUUUCCAGGAAAUGACUGAGAGCCGGCAUCCAGACACCGCUUCUAUACUAUCACGCCCUCGACCUGUUGUAAACGGCCGACGUCAUGUUCCCGUGCUCAUCAACGCCCGCGGAGUUCCGUAUCUACGCAUCAAAAAGCCGCAGCCGAAAAUCCUGAGCGGGAUAAUAAGAACGAAACUAGCAAAGCGAUGGAAACGCAUCGAACGCCGGGAGAGGCUGGAGACCGAGUUGCUUUUUGGCCAAGAUGAGGAUCACUGGGAUCGGUUGACUAUCGGCCAGCAGCCGGAAACGUGGGCCAGCGAAAUUGCGAGUGCUUUGCAAGAGACGAGGGAAGUGAUUCUGAGCAAUGAUACCAAAAACCGAGAACUUGCAGUUGCCAUGUGGAAUGUUGUCCUUGCUGAGCGCAAAUUGGCAGAAGAAGAGAAGCCCAAGUCGGCCGAGACAUGA